UUUCCGUGAAUUUUUGAGGCAUCACAGAGGCGCUAACCGACGAUCACAGUGCAUGAGAUGGUCCAAUAGGAAAAUCUCAUCUAUCCAAAAACUGCGAGGCAAGAAGUGUUCAUCUGAGAAGUCGAAACUUCGAAACAACAGAGCAGAAAUGGUGGCCGCAUCACUCUCGUUCCUGUCAACCCUCCCUCCUUUGCUUCCUGGGUCUCCUCAGACAUUUCUCAUCACUACACAUAGAUACUUCCCUGGUGGCAUUUAUUGCCGGAAGAUUGAAGCUACAGUUCUUGAUGAAGGUCAAUUCCGUCGAAGAGAUGUUCUUAAAUGUGUUGGAGCUACCGUCGGCAUGGAAAUAUUAGCAAGCUCUGGAUCACUCGUAGAAAUGGCCAGUGCUGCUGAUUUAAUACAACGAAGACAACGCUCUGAGUUUCUCUCGAGUGUUAAGGCGACCCUAAGUACCACCAUAAAGGGCAAUCCAGAGCUCAUCCCAUCCUUUCUAACUCUAGCAUUGAAUGAUGCCAUGACUUAUGACAAGGCUACAAAAUCUGGUGGUCCAAAUGGAUCAAUUAGGUUCAGCUCAGAGAUAAGCAGACCUGAAAAUAAGGGGCUAUCUGCUGCUUUGAGUCUCUUAGAGGAAGCAAAAAAAGAAAUAGAUUCUUAUUCCAAGGGUGGACCCAUUUCAUUUGCAGAUCUCAUCCAAUAUGCAGCACAAGGAGCACUUAAGAGUACCUUCCUUGCAUCUGCGAUUCGCAAAUGUGGUGGAAAUGAAGAGAAGGGGAUCUUGUUAUAUACUGCAUAUGGCUCAAAUGGACAGUGGGGCUUGUUUGAUAAACAAUUUGGGAGGACAGAUACAGAGGAACCAGAUUCAGAGGGAAGGGUUCCGCAAUGGGAGAAGGCAUCAGUUCAGGAAAUGAAGGAUAAGUUUUCUGCUGUUGGACUUGGCCCUCGCCAGUUAGCUGUUAUGUCUGCAUUCCUGGGUCCUGAUCAGAGCAAAACAGAGAGUUUAUUAGCUUCAGAUCCUGAUGUUUUACCGUGGAUUCAGAAAUACCAACGUAGCCGAGAAACAGUGUCUCAGACUGACUAUGAGGUUGACCUUAUAACUACCCUAACGAAACUUAGUUGCCUGGGGCAAAAAAUUAACUAUGAAGCCUAUACAUAUCCUGUUCAAAAAGUUGAUUUAAGCAAACUCAAGUUAUAGAAGCAAGGAGCUGAUAAAAGAGAAGAACACCAACUCAGCACAGUUGAUUCCUAGUCACAACAUUUAUUUACCUUUGGAGGCUCAGUGUUUUGGAGGAACAUUUUUCAUUUCAAUAGUGUGAGAUAGAAUUUUAUUUCCAAUUUUGAGAUGGUAUGUUUUGGUCUCCAGGUUUGUGGAGUUACAUAGUUAUCAGCCUUACAUUACAACUUGUAUCCUUUCCUUAGAUCGGUAAUUCUGGUAAGAAGAAAAUUUGUAAUAUAUGCUUGUACACCAUUUUGGCAUGUAGUUUUAGUAGAUGAAAUGUGAAAGAUAUGUUACUUGUACAAGGACACUAUACUUGUGGUUAAUCCAGAAGGCUACUUUGAACUGCA
This is a messenger RNA of Nelumbo nucifera (sacred lotus), 1563 nucleotides long. RefSeq names its product ascorbate peroxidase 4 (gene TL29). Gene Ontology annotation, molecular function: peroxidase activity; heme binding. Gene Ontology annotation, biological process: response to reactive oxygen species; cellular response to oxidative stress; hydrogen peroxide catabolic process. NCBI's taxonomy places the organism in Eukaryota, Viridiplantae, Streptophyta, Magnoliopsida, Proteales, Nelumbonaceae. The record is from RefSeq and is a predicted model, not a curated record. Gene Ontology annotation, cellular component: chloroplast thylakoid membrane.